Molecule: messenger RNA, 1198 nt
Organism: Ilyonectria robusta
Lineage: Eukaryota; Fungi; Ascomycota; Sordariomycetes; Hypocreales; Nectriaceae
Exons: 1
Coding region: 329-964 (211 amino acids)
Source: RefSeq, a predicted model, not a curated record
GACCGAAAUCGCGCCCUCGGCGACCAUUUCCUAGUCAUUCCCACUCAGGGCCGCUAGAGACGCACGGUGCAAGUGACGGCGGCUCUGGGCGCCGAAUAACCUCCCAAGAUCGAUCGCCCAUUCGCCGCGGACCCAGAAGUCUCGAGGCAACGACAACUGCCGCUCUCUCUCUCUCCGCCUGGCCCCGUCGAAACCAAGACCGCUUCCCCCACGUCCCAAGGAACUGCCAAGAGAAGAGUCAAGGGAAAAGGAAUCCGCCAGACUGACUAACGUACGGUGUUUGAGGCAAGGGCGGCGGCCGGAGUGGAGAUGUUGACUGGAACCGAGGAUGGCCUACUUGGCGACGUCGUCUUGGCCGCGGCUGAAAUGCACUGGGACGGCGAGGACUGCAAGUGCAUUCCCGCAAGUCGCGAUGGUGCAUUCGACGGUGCAUUUGGCAGAGCUCCAGAUGCUGAAUGCCCUGCUGGAUGCCCUGCUGGAUGCAUGUCAUUUUCUUCCCGCUCCCGGUCAAUCUGCUACACCACGGUACCACCUCCACUACAACUCCGUUCCAACCCAUCCCAUCCAGGUGCCUCCCAUCACAUCUCGUCACCUCCCUUUGACUCACAAGUUCUCCCACCUCGCUCGACUCCAUCUGCUCAAAACAUCGCCAAUGCAGCUCCUCGGCUUGAGACAACUUCCGCCCACGCCCUCGCAACGAACCAACCAACCAGCCAACCCCGAACCGCCCUCGCUACCACGUUUGUGUCCCGUCUCCAUGCCCAUUCUUCUCCACCUCGCCAACUCCACCUCGCUCCUCACAUCCCCAUAUGCCAAAGCUGACGCAGCACUAAAAGCACGCGUACGGCACGGUACAGACAUCCCUCCCUCCUCCGGUAUCCCUCCCGUCCCCUGCCCUGCCUGCACAUCGCUCCGCCUCCCCUCGCUCCCUCCCACAUCACCAGCCUGUCCGUCGUCGGUCUAAGCUCCCUAUAUGUCCACGUACUAUGUGCACUAACUGUAUCUCUCCCCGUCACGCUUCCACUCACAUGGGGCCACGCAGACGGAUGGGCGCAUAACAAUCACUGACAUGCUCUUUCUUGAGACAACUACCUAGCUAGAACCCUACAGAGCUUGGUCAACACCAACCAAGAACCAAGACACCUGCACUGUGCCCCUCGCCUCCCCUCGUCAGAACCCACUCGCCACCCAAAACACA